UAAAAAGUGACGUUUCAAGAAGAUUAAUUCUAAUUUUUAAACAAAAAUAUUUUAUUUUCGUAAAUAAAUCCUAAAUAAAUCAUAUUUCCAUCCUAAUUAUAUUCAAAUAAGAUUCUGACGUGGUCAACCGCUCUUUUAUGUCCCCAUCCAUGCAAUGACAACAUUCGAAGAACGCGACAUCAAUGAUAUCUUCGAUGAUAUUGCUCUGAUUGAAGAAAAACUAUCCAAAAAAAGUUACCAAGAAGGUUUCGAAGACGGUGUUAAAGAAGGUAAUCUAGAAGGCUAUAAGCUAGGUUACGCUCAGGGAGUAAGUUUGGGUGAAGAACUAGGAACAUAUUACGGCACUGUGAUAGCCCACUUACAACUUCCCCAUUCCGAACGCAUUAAGAAAACCUUAGAACAAGUUCGUUCUGCUCUUGAGAAAUUCCCAAAAACUAACGAUCCUGAAGCUGAUAUCAUUGGUGAAAUCGAACAUAUUCGAACUCAGUACAAGAAGCUCAAGGCUAUGUUAAGAUUGCCAACUUCUACUGAAACUGGAACAUCAGUGGAACAACAAAAAGAUUUAUCAUUUUAA
Messenger RNA from Eupeodes corollae, 574 nucleotides. RefSeq names its product protein LTO1 homolog. The transcript has a single exon. Bases 155 to 574 code for a protein of 139 amino acids. The record is from RefSeq and is a predicted model, not a curated record. Lineage: Eukaryota; Metazoa; Arthropoda; Insecta; Diptera; Syrphidae.